AUGUCUGUCGACCCGCCGACCUACCUGACGGCGCUGCAGAACAACAUCCGCACACGGCCAAUCCCUUGGGAUGGCGCGGUUCGAGCCGGCACCGUGCUGGAGUGGCAGCUGACCAAGAUCCGGGCCGUCGACAAGGUCAAGAAGGACGUCCGCAAGCAGGCCAUCGAGAGCGACCUUGACGGCUACCGGAUACUGUUUUCUGGCGGCGCUCACAAGGACGAGCCCAGCGUCCUGCAGUCCGCGGCACGGCGCACCGACGUGGUGCAAUAUAUCCUGGUGCUGCUCAACGAUUUACUGGAAGCCAUUCCGUCACUGGCCCGGGCCAUUCUGGCGCCCGCACAGAGACAACGGGGCGCACAGGACACACAGUCGAGCAGAGCCGACGACCCAUUUCGCCACAUUCUGCCGCUGCUCGCCCACUCCAACAACGCCGACGACCCGAUCCCGCUGCUGACGGCCACGGUGCUGACGACGCUGCUCGCCAACGCGCGCGACGAGUCCCCGGCGACGCUGGAGCGCGCGCUGCCGGCCCUGCUGAGCUACCUGUCGACGCUCGCGCAGCAGAGCGCCGACGCGGGCCUGCAAGACAUUGGCGUGCUCGAGUCGUCGUCGCUGCUGUACGGGCGGGCGACGCGCAAGCAGUUCUGGGCGCAGCGCAGCGAGACGGUGGCGCCGCUGAUUACGAUUUUGCGGACGGCAGCCGGUGUGAGCACGAGCGGCGGCGAGGACACGGCGGCAGGCCUGUGGCGUGCCACGGGCGGCGGCCCCAACGGCGGCGCGGCCGGUGGCAGCGACGCCAUGACCAGCCGCUUUGGCGCGCUGCUCGAGGGCUCGAUCGGCGGCGGCGUGGGCCUGCAGCUGCUGUACCAUGUCCUGCUGGUGCUGUGGCAGCUGUCGUUUGACGCUGCCGACAUUGGCGACGACCUGAACGAGGAAUACGACUUUGUGCUGCUGGCGACACAGCUGCUGCGGCUGUCGCCCAAGGAAAAGACGACGCGGCUGCUCGUGGCCACGCUGCUCAACCUGCUCUCGGCCAACCGCGCGACGCUGCUGCCGACGGCCGUGCUCGCGCGCCUGCCCGCCCUGCUCAAGAACGUGGCCGGCCGCCAGCACGCCGACACGGACCUGCAGGACGACCUGCAGCAGCUGCGCGACCUGCUCGACGAGUACACGGCCACCAAGACGACCUUUGACGAGUACGUCGCCGAGGUCAACACGGGCCACCUGCGCUGGUCGCCGCCGCACCGCAGCACCGUCUUCUGGGCCGAGAACGCGCGCCGCAUCCUCGACGAGGACAACGGCGCCAUCCCGCGCAAGCUGGCCGACAUCAUGGCCAAGCCGUGGGACAACGACAAGGCCGUGCUGGCGAUUGCGUGCAACGACAUUGGCGCGCUGGUGCGCGAGGUGCCGGAGCGGCGCAGCACGCUGGAGAAGCUGGGCCUCAAGACGCGCGUGAUGCAGCUGAUGGGCGAGGCGGACGAGUCGGUGCGCUGGGAGAGUCUGCAGGCGCUGGGCGGCUGGCUCAAGUACAGCUUCGAGACGAAGUAG
This is a messenger RNA of Sporothrix brasiliensis 5110, 1548 nucleotides long. Its product is annotated as V-type H+-transporting ATPase 54 kD subunit. The coding region runs from base 1 to 1548 and encodes 515 amino acids. Gene Ontology annotation, molecular function: proton-transporting ATPase activity, rotational mechanism. Gene Ontology annotation, cellular component: vacuolar proton-transporting V-type ATPase, V1 domain; fungal-type vacuole membrane. Gene Ontology annotation, biological process: proton transmembrane transport. The transcript is spliced from 2 exons. Lineage: Eukaryota; Fungi; Ascomycota; Sordariomycetes; Ophiostomatales; Ophiostomataceae. The record is from RefSeq and is a predicted model, not a curated record.